GGGAUCAGUAGCAGCAGCAACAGCAGUCCCGAGCCAUCAUCGUUGUAUCGGGUACGUUGUAGGCUGUAUGAGAGAGAGAGAAGAAAUCCUCAGAGAAUCGACAAUUCUUGAGAAGGAGAUAAGUGAUUGAGAAGAGAGGGAGAAAGAAAAAAAUUCGUCGUCUCUGUUAGACUGGGUCUUUAGACAGAGUGUUGACUGGCAAGCAACAGAGACCAACGGAGAGUAGAGAUUCUCUUAGUAACUCAGAUGUAAACUGGUCUCAAUGUGUGCCGCGUGCUGCUGUUCAGUCUUCAAUUGACGAAUUAUAAAACAGGAACUUUGCACUGAUGCCAUCAUCAUUAGUAGUAUUGAAUAUAAAAUAAAUCGAAAACAGCAGUGAUUGUGUCGGUGAUGAUCGAGUACACAUGGCUCUAUUAUACAAACAGAUGAGUUUUUGGUCCGGACAAAUUGAAGGGUUCAUCUCCCGGAUGUUAUUCUUCACGCACAUUUUCACUCCUUUGGAGUGUACUCAAUCGAACGUCAGGAAGCAAUAGUUGAUGAUCCACAUGGUGGAGUUAUCCAAUAAUCCAUUCAAUAUGUUACAAACUUGUUCAAGUAGAGGAUCACGAUGUGCUCGACGUAUCCUAGUCUUUGUGUUUGUUUGGAGUUUCAUUAUGAUCGCAGCUCUACAAUUUCGUCAAUCUGUCAAUGAAGUUUUGCAACACAAUUCACUUGGAGCUGAUGUCAACUAUCCAUCUACUGGUACAUGGUCAUCUGAUCAACCAUCAUCCUUAUCAUCCUCAUCUUCAUCAUCAUCAUCGUCAUCAUUAUUAUUAGCCUCAUCAUCAUCGUCUUCUAUUAAAGAUUUAGCAAAAGGAUUCUUUCCAACUCCUAAUGAUUUUAGUCAUCAUUCCGCUAGUCCUAUUCUUGAUAAUGAAAGAGUCAAGAAACUAAAUGAUAAACAGUUGUUGCUUGAUAAACGACCACCACGUACAGAACAGGAACUUGUCAAGGAGAUUGAAAGUCGAUUACCUAGUUUACCUCUUGCAUAUUGGAUGAAGAGUAGUAAUUUUAAAAGCACUUCUAGCAAUGACACGAAGGCAAAAAAAAGUUGUAUACCACGAUAUCCAAGUAUUUUUGAGCUUGAAUUUAACAACAUCUACUGGCAGACAUUUAAAUCUAGUAACGGAACAUUCCAGUUGUAUGGAGCUUAUUAUGAUAAUAGAAAAUUAUCCAAGAUCGGGCCGGCAAUUAGGAUCAUCGGAAUGAUUGAUAGAAUUGAGCCAAAGGUGAAGACUUACUGUCAGUUGUGGUUUGAUAAAGAAAAAGAACCGCAAAUAGUUGAUGUUCUUGAAUAUAAAUAUAUAUGGUAUUCAAAGUGGGGUAAUUAUAAGCAAGGCAUUUAUCAGCCUUAUGUGAUAGCGUGUAAAAUUCCUCAGACUCACUGGGCAAAAAGUCCUCCAGCUUCAGUUUCUAUUGUUGAAAAACCUUGUGAUACAGCUAGCACUAAUUUACGAGUUAUUUACAACAAACCCGAAAAGAAGAAGGAAUUUGCUGUGUGUGUUAAAGGUCUUGACUUUCUUCAUGAAGAUUUGUCUGUGCGUUUAGUUGAAUGGAUCGAAUUAAUUAGCAUUCUUGGUGCUGAUAAGAUCUUUUUCUAUCAACUACAAGUGCAUCCUAAUAUAACUAAAGUGUUGGAUUAUUAUAGUCAAUUAGGUCGAGUCCAAGUAACCCCAUUGACUCUUCCUGGUGGUCAGCCAAAUAUUCCUGCCUUUCAGCACAUGUAUCUUAAGAAGAAAACCAAUCACAAACGACAAAAUGAAUUGAUACCUUAUAAUGACUGUUUGUAUAAACACAUGUAUGAAUAUGAGUACAUUGUUCUGCUAGACAUUGAUGAAGUAAUCAUGCCAGUUCAGGAUUCUACGUGGAGUGAACUGAUGCAAAGAGUUCUACCCAAGGCUUUUAAAAUACGCAAUGAGACUCGUGCUUCAUACAACGUCAGAAAUGUAUACUUUCUCGAUGACCUUCUCCACUCACAUGGAUUCUUUGACCACGUGCCGAGGUAUAUGCAUAUGCUUCAACAUGUUUACCGCUCCAUGAACUUCACCAAACCUAAUGAGUACAUCAAGUGCUUUCAUAAUCCGGAACGCAUUGUCACCCUGCACAACCAUUUUCCACUAGCGUGCCUUGGCGCUGGCUGUACCAGCUAUCCAAUUGAGACUGAGGAUGCUCAACUUCAACACUAUAGAGCUGAUUGCGUGACAUCCCUCAAGAAAACGUGCCUUCAGUAUAGAAAAAACAGCAUUGUAGAUACAACUAUCUGGCGAUAUAAAGAUCAACUUGUGGAACGAGUUACUGAUACUUUAGUAAAACUUGGUUUCUUCGGUCCUGGAUAACAGAACUCUCUAUUUUCUUCUUUCUCUUAUUUCAUUUAAUCCAAGUCUCUUUUAUCAUUUUAUCUAAUAAGUUGGCGAAUCAAUUUUAUAUUUUUAUCAUUUUUUAUUUUAUUUAUUUUCUCUUAUCAAAAAUGAAAGUAACUUUUUUUCUAGUUAAUGCAUAUAAAACAAGCUAGCGAUAGGUAUUAAAUCUAAGUGAGAGGUCAUUUUUAGCAUCUCAUAUAAUCUUUAAUUACUUUCUCUCUAUCUUAGCAAAUACAUAAAAGUUCAUUUAUCAGUUCUAUAUAUCGUUAAUAUUCCUUGUUCCACGGAACGAUACUUAGCAAUGAACAGACGAUUUUUAUGGACCAAUUACGUCGUUGAAUCCGUCCUUGACUUCAUGUGCGAUCCGCGGAACGAUGAAAGCCUUCAAGGACUUCUCUUUCACUCUUUCGUUUUAUUUUUCUUCCCUCAUUUCAUGGUCAGCCUCGAUCGCUCUCUAAAGAUAUGAAAAAAAAAAAAUAACUAUAUUUCCCGUCCGUCUGGGUAUCUUAGCGGAACUUUGACGGCUAGCGGAACAGAGGGCGAUUCAUGUUGCACCAUGAAUAGUUAGCUUUUAUUAUACUCGCCAUUUGAUUUGCAUGUGUGCGAUUAUGUCGAAUUUAUGUACAUCUAUGUACAUGCCAUUACACUGUAAGGCUUUUAAAUAUGUUGAAUUGACAAGUCGUUAUAUUAAGAAUAUUCUAUCUGUACAGUUCAACAUUGUUGUUAUUAUCAUGGAAUGGUUAAUAAAUGAAACAACGAGUAUUUA
Molecule: messenger RNA, 3165 nt
Organism: Chelonus insularis
Lineage: Eukaryota; Metazoa; Arthropoda; Insecta; Hymenoptera; Braconidae
Exons: 4
Coding region: 537-2375 (612 amino acids)
Cellular component (GO): cytoplasm
Molecular function (GO): glycosyltransferase activity
Source: RefSeq, a predicted model, not a curated record